UUAUCUUAUCGCCGAUAAGCUAAAAUGUACAGGGGGAUCAAGUAGGUUAUAAUAUUAUCAAUAAUAUCUCAUGCCACCAUGAAUUCUCUUCCAAGCAAUUCCUUCUUAUCCUUCUCUAUAUGCACGGGUUAGUAUCACAAUCUACAUUCAAGUGUGCCCGCUGUCUGCGAGCUACGAGGCAGCGAAAUGCUGUGCCAAAGUUGUAUAAGAAUAUCUAUCGGCAAUUCUCACAAAGGUUGCCACUUCAAAAGGAAGAUGCUAGCAAUGUAACAAUAGACUCGGAGGAUCAUGCUUCAAUCGAAGCUCAGAUCUUGAGAGAAAAAUCGGAGAAUGGCUCGAAAAAUAAGACUGUCGAAAAAGAGCAAGGGGCGAUGUCAAGACGUCUUGCAGAAGCUACUGAAGAUGCUCUCUUGGAAGGUGGUCGAGCUGGACGAAAAGCCGUGGAAGAGGCAGGCUUUUCGGAAGAAUUGAAGGCAAGAUUACUUGAAAGAGUAGAAGCUUCGAAGUUCUGGGCUGAAAAUGCUUCUGCGUUCACGGAAGCAAGUCUUGCGUCCAACAUUGGUCGUGGGUCUCGGGAUGUCGCUACAGCACAGGCAUGGACCGGGCAGGAAGCAGCUGAAGAUACGGUUCUUCGAAUGCUGAAUGAUGCUAGGAAGCCUCUUAAUCAUGCUUUACGAGGUCCCGGAAAGAUUCCUUCUCCAGUUGUGGAUUUGAGGUUGAAGGGGCGGGCUAAGCAGAGACCUGGUCAAAGGUUGGCUAAUGCGAGGGAUAAAACUUCAAUUUAUGCUAUUUCUAAAGAUGGCCAAAUGAGUGACCAGGAAAGAGAGGAGAUGAGAAAAGAGUUCAAAGAAAGAUUUACCCCCGGCGCAAGGGCUAUGCCAAAUUCAAUUAGAGGCUUGGCUGCUUUGGCUAAUGAGAGAAUUGAAGAUGCUAUUGCCCGUGGUCAGUUUAAGGUGAGUCUAAGUUUCGCCAUCUUUGCUUGGAUGACGUUGUACUAAUCACCUCUUUGCAGAAUAUUCCCAGAGGAAAGGCAAUCGAACGAGAUGCGAGAGCCGACAAUCCAUUUCUGGACACCACCGAAUAUAUUAUGAAUAAGAUGAUACAGCGACAAAAUAUUGUGCCACCAUGGAUAGAGAAACAACAAGAACUUGUCAAAACCGCAAAUGUUUUCCGAAGUCGACUACGGAAUGACUGGAAACGACAUGCUGCAAGAACAAUUGCAAGUCGAGGUGGUACAUUGCAGGAGCAAAUGAGAACAGCAGAAAUAUAUGCACGAUCUGAAGCUUUUCACAAUCCGAAGAAGCGAGCCGUAGAGCAGAUCUCUGUUCCUACGAAUGCGACCAAUGAUCCAGUGAUGGUGAAAAUUGUUCAAGAAGUGUCAACCUCCUCGUCCAAUGGAGAACCCAUCGUUCAGGUCUUGGCAGAAGCAGAAGGGGUUGAAAUAGACGUCGCUAAAGUUACUUCUCCCGAGUCCGAGAAAUGUUCACCUCCAGACCAACCAUCCACCGCACUCCCGCCUCCCUUCCGAAUACCAUCCUGGGAAGAAGCCGAACAAUCAUAUCUCAACCUCGCCAUCGCAGACUUAAACAGCAAAACGCGAUCUUACAAUCUCAUGGCUCCAGAUCUAGCCAAGAAGCCUUAUUUUUCAUUAGAGCGCGAACUCAAAUCAUGUUAUGCGGACGUUGCGCCGCAGCUCGCUGAAGCCAUUAAAGAAAGAGCGACGAGACCGGCGCGCGAACUCGUUGAGAAGAUUGGUCAUCGUCCCGGUGGGAUUAUGGAGAAGUUUGGCUCGAGUAAUGUUACGGUUUAUGACUCUAAGAGGCCCUUGUAUGGGUUUAGGGAAUUUUGGAAUGAUCUUUUUGGGGAAAAGAGGGUUUGAGGUGUGUGGUGUGUGGUGUGUGAGUGUGAGGUUUGUGGUUUCCAUUUUUAUGGUUAACGGUUUGUUUAUUGGUGAUUACUUCUGAGUUGAGAGAUACAAGGUUUGGAAGAUGUCAUGUGUGUCAAUGGGAGGAAGGAAAGGGGAGGAAGGAAAGAAGAGGGGAUGAUUCUGAAUAAUCAUGUGCAUAGUAUGGAAUACUCGCGGGUUUCACACGGCCUUCCUUAUUUGUAAGAUUAUCUUCACACAGGAUCAGAUAUCCAUAUAAGGUACCUUGCAACACUAUUAUCAUUAUCCAGAUAGAAAACAGAAAUAAGAUCUUACAAUAUCGC
Sclerotinia trifoliorum is the source of this 2208-nucleotide messenger RNA. NCBI's taxonomy places the organism in Eukaryota, Fungi, Ascomycota, Leotiomycetes, Helotiales, Sclerotiniaceae. The record is from the annotation of a GenBank genome assembly.